Aspergillus versicolor CBS 583.65 is the source of this 2445-nucleotide messenger RNA. RefSeq lists its product as uncharacterized. Lineage: Eukaryota; Fungi; Ascomycota; Eurotiomycetes; Eurotiales; Aspergillaceae. The record is from RefSeq and is a predicted model, not a curated record. The transcript is spliced from 7 exons. Bases 1 to 2445 code for a protein of 814 amino acids.
AUGAGGAACAUCCUAAAACUCGCAGCACUGGCUGCGUCCCUUACGGCCGCAGAGGCCCAGCUCAGGGUGCGUCUGCUGUCCUCGAGCGUGCGCGAACUCGCCGAGCCAGACUUCGAGACAUUCGUAGUGGAAAGCGAGGCGCAAAGCUCUUCUGCUUCAUUGAGUGAUGUCAAUUUCACUGUAUCUGCGCCGGAGGGGUCGUACCUGCAGGGCGACUACUACAAGUACCAGUACACGCGUGCUGUCUCGCACUUGGGCGAGCGCGUGGUGAACCAGGGUAUCACCACCGACCCGGAUAAUCCGGGGGCUAUUACGCUGUCUAUCCUAGGGCUGGAAGAGGGUGAGCACACGCUGCUUACAUGGCAUAAUCUCUGGUCGGAACCGGAGGACUCUGCUGCCACGGUUGCCGUUUCUGCUGGGGGAGAGGAGCUGGACUCGGUUGAGCCGUCCGUCCGUGUAGACAAUAUCUGGGAAUCGCAGACGUCGUACAUUACCUUUUCGGUUUCAUCGCCCGAUGAGGCUGUCGAAAUCACAUACACCCCGAACGGCGGCGAUGGGCUCGUCUUUCUGAACGGCUUUGAGAUCGAUACUCCUGCCAUUGGAAACCAGGUCUCCUUUCCUACUCCUGCGAAUCGCGACGAGCGUUUACAGCCUGAAGGUGAUAAUGUCACUGCCACCUGGAGAGCACCGACUGGUGUUGAGUCUCCUACGUACAAUGUCUAUCUUGGAACAGCGGAGGACGACCUAGCGGAGGCUGGUACAGGGCUGAGUGAGCCCAGUGUAACUCUAUCAGACCUUAACAGUCUGGACACGUUCUACUGGCGCGUCGAUGUCGUCUCCGGUGAUACCACCUACACCGGACGCACGUUCAUGUUCCGGCUUGCCACCCUGGCUUUCCCUGGUGCAGAGGGAUACGGUCGAUUCGCACGAGGCGGCCGCGGCGGCAAAGUCGUCAAAGUAACCAGCCUGGAAGACACCGAAGACCCCGGCACAUUGCGCCACGCACUAACAAUCGAAACGGGUCCUCGGACAGUCAUCUUCGACGUCGGCGGCGUAAUCACCACGACGUCCCGCAUGACCGUGAACGGGAACUACAUCACACUGGCCGGUCAAACAGCGCCCGGGAAGGGCAUCGCCAUACAGGGGCGGCCGUUUGGGCUAUCCGGUGCGUCAGAUGUGAUAUUUCGACAUAUCCGCGUGCGCCCUGGCUCGUCGAGUGGUGAGACGGUCGACGGGAUGGGCAUGCAGGGGUCGAAUUACUGUAUCUUUGACCGCUGCUCGAUGGGCUGGGCGAUCGAUGAGUCGUUUUCGUCGCGGUCUGCGAAGAACAUCACCUUCCAGCGGAACAUGAUCUCGGAGCCGUUGAAUGUUGCGGGCCAUAAGAAUUACCCUGAGGGCACGGCGCAUGGGUAUGCGGCUACUGUGGGUGGUGAUGUUGCCAGUCUGCAUCAUAACCUGAUUGCCCAUGCUGAGGGACGAAGCUGGAGUAUGGGUGGUGGCGUUGAUGAUAAUGCGAACUUUGCAGGACGAUUGGAUAUUCGCAAUAAUGUUGUUUAUAACUUUGGCGGACGAGUCACCGACGGCGGCGCAAUGGAGGUCAACUUUGUGGGAAAUCUGUAUAAACAGGGCCCUGCAAGUGAACUAACCUACGCUCUGCAAGCUACAUACGAGGACGACCUCCCCGGAAAACAGCAGUACCACUGCGCCGGCAACUCCAUGCCAGGCGUCUUCGACCAGGACUCAACGCAGUUCGUCGACGACGGCACCGGCCAGACGUCCGAGAUCGCCUGCUACGCCGACAUCAGCAUCGACCCGGCCCCCAGCUACCAGAAGUUCUUCGAUGAGCCGUUCUUCCCCUCCCAUAUAACCGAGCAAACAUCCACAGAGGCAUACAAGCGCGUCCUCUCCGACAGUGGCGCAUCCCAGCCCGUAUUCGACGAGCACGACACGCGCAUCAUCCAAGAGACCUUGGACGGCACAACCACAUACGAGGGCUCCGUAUCUGGCAAACCCGGCCUGAUCGACAACGAAGCCGACGCCGGCGGAUUAGAGGAGUUUCCCACCGUCUCGCGCAGCUCGUCCUGGGACGCAGACGACAACGGUAUCGCGGACUGGUGGGACGGAUCUACCGGUGGUGACGGAUAUACGGUGCUUGAAGGGUACCUGAAUUUCAUGGCCGACCCGCAUGUUUAUGUUUCUCCUGGUGGAAAUGUGGAAGUUGACCUUAGCAAAUUGGCUGCUGGGUUUGUGGAGCCCGGGUUUACGGUUGGUGAGACGGUGAAUGGACUUGGUGAGGUGAAUGUUGAGUCGGGCACUGCGACUUAUACGUCUACUGGGGAUGCUGGGGUUGAUUACUUCACGGUGAGUGUUGAGGAUAGUGAGGGCAGCACGUGGGAGAGGAGGGUUGGUGUUGCUAUUUUCGAGGGCGCUGAUGAUGUUGAGUGA